Messenger RNA from Melopsittacus undulatus (budgerigar), 1452 nucleotides. It is a transcript of the gene SSTR3, whose product is annotated as somatostatin receptor 3. NCBI's taxonomy places the organism in Eukaryota, Metazoa, Chordata, Aves, Psittaciformes, Psittaculidae. The record is from RefSeq and is a predicted model, not a curated record. The coding region runs from base 165 to 1370 and encodes 401 amino acids. Gene Ontology annotation, cellular component: neuron projection; plasma membrane. The transcript has 2 exons. Gene Ontology annotation, molecular function: somatostatin receptor activity; neuropeptide binding. Gene Ontology annotation, biological process: neuropeptide signaling pathway.
CUUCGUUCCCGGGACCGCUUUUCUCAAUUGCCUUUAAGAAAGGGGAAGGGGAAAAAACAUGACACGGAUUAUGCCGGAGAAGCAGAGGAAAAUGUGCAUCCCAGCGACACAUUGGUAACUGAUCCUGCAAGGACACUGCCCUCCACCUAUUCCCUGCCUCUGCUAUGGACACUUCUGCUUUCAGCCUCCCCACGCCAGUGGUGUCCGAGGAGGGGAAUGCCUCUGGCAGCUGGGCAGGCUUCACCACCCCCAACAGCUCCACCAUCACCAGCCCUGGUGUGAUUUUCAGUGGUGUCCUCAUCCCCGUGGUCUACCUCAUUGUCUGUGUGGUGGGGCUGGUUGGGAAUUCUCUCGUCAUUUAUGUGGUCCUGCGCCACUCUGUGAGUGAGUCAGUGACAAACGUCUAUAUCUUGAACCUGGCCCUAGCUGAUGAGCUCUUCAUGCUGGGUCUGCCCUUCCUGGCUGCACAAAAUGCCCUGUCCUACUGGCCAUUUGGGUCUUUCAUGUGCCGCCUGGUGAUGGCUGUGGAUGCCAUCAACCAGUUCACCAGCAUCUUCUGCCUGACGGUGAUGAGUGUCGAUCGCUACCUGGCCGUGGUCCACCCAGGGAAGUCCUCCAAGUGGAGAACAGCACGGGUGGCCAAGGCUGUGAGUGCAACUGUGUGGGUUCUGUCUUCUGUAGUGGUGCUGCCCGUAGUCGUCUUCUCAGAUGUUCCUUUAGGGAUGAACACUUGCCACAUCCAGUGGCCAGAGCCUGCUUCGGUGUGGAGAGCUGGCUUCAUUGUCUACACUGCCACCCUGGGCUUCUUUGGGCCACUGCUGGUGAUUUGUCUCUGCUAUCUUCUCAUCGUAGUGAAGGUUCGCUCCUCGGGCAGGAGGGUGAGGGCUCUGUCCUCCAAGCACAAGCUUUCAGAGCGCAGAGUGACCCGCAUGGUGGUGGCUGUUGUGGCUGUCUUCAUCCUUUGCUGGCUCCCCUUCUAUGUCCUCAACAUAAUCAAUGUUGUCUGCCCACUGCCAGAGGAGCCAUCCCUCUUUGGUGUCUACUUCCUCGUGGUGGUGCUGCCGUAUGCCAACAGCUGUGCCAAUCCUAUAAUCUAUGGCUUCCUCUCCUACCGCUUCAAGCAGGGCUUCCGGAGGGCCAUCUUCCGGCCAUCCCGCCGAGUCCAGAGCCAGGAGGUGCCAGAGUGCCCUCCAGAGAAGACUGAUGAUGAAGGGGAAGAGGGUGAGAUCAGCAAGAUCACGCAGAAUGGAAAUGACAGGCAGGAGCACCCUCUAAGCAGUGGGGAAGGAGAAAGCAACCAGCAAAAACCACUCCCUGAGGAGCCUGGGGGAUGCGAAAAGAGCAACAAGUUGCAUGUCAGUUAUUUAUGAUGAAAGGGAUGGUGCAGGGGAAAGAGACACUGGGACAUGGGAUCCCCUUCACCCUCUGUGCUUUUCCACCACAAAGGCAAUG